This is a messenger RNA of Hordeum vulgare subsp. vulgare (domesticated barley), 593 nucleotides long. Its product is annotated as NADH dehydrogenase [ubiquinone] iron-sulfur protein 5-B. The transcript is spliced from 2 exons. NCBI's taxonomy places the organism in Eukaryota, Viridiplantae, Streptophyta, Magnoliopsida, Poales, Poaceae. Bases 113 to 373 code for a protein of 86 amino acids. The record is from RefSeq and is a predicted model, not a curated record. Gene Ontology annotation, biological process: mitochondrial respiratory chain complex I assembly.
GAGAGAGAGAGAGAGAGAGAGAGCGCAGCGUAGGGACAUCGUGACUGACCACCGGAGAGAGAGAAGAAAAGGAGAGGCUGCCAAGGUCGACGGCGGAGAAGAAGAAGAGGCGAUGGCGUCCGGGUGGGGCAUCAACGGGAACAAGGGGCGGUGCUACGACUUCUGGCUGGACUUCAGCUCGUGUAUGAGCCGCUGCCGCCAGCCCUCCGACUGCGGCCUCCUCCGCGAGGACUACCUCGAGUGCCUCCACCACUCCAAGGAGUUCCAGCGCAGGAACAGGAUCUACAAGGAGGAGCAACGUCAGAUUAGAGCUGCUGCUCGCAAGGCCAAAGAGGAAGCCGAAGGAGCUCCUGCUGUUGCAGCUCACCACUAGCGUCCCUUUUUGAUUUUUCUUAUGCUUUUGUUUGCUGCAAGUGCUUCCAUUAUCGGCUAUGAGCAAGGCAAUAAUUCCCUAAACAUUCUACCCCUCCCACUCCAUGACUUGUUCUAAAAUCAUGAGUUUGGUAAACUACCCUGGUCAUGAAGUUUGUGCAUGUUUGAGAGCGAUAAUAAACGCUUGAUUCAAUCAUGAAACAUGAUGUUUGUGCACUGCA